AUGGUUCCCGUUUCCCACAUCCUGCUGACACUUUCUAUUGUCCGUCUCUAUGGCUAUAACCUUAUCAGUAAUGUGAAGUGGUAUCUCAUUGUGGUUUUGACUUGCAUUUCCCUGAUAGCUAAUGAUGUUAAACUUGAUACUCUUUAUUCCCUGAAUGACUACAAGCCACCCAUUUCUAAAGCGAAAAUGACUCAGAUUACUAAGGCAGCCAUCAAAGCUAUUAAGUUUUAUAAACAUGUGGUACAGAGUGUUGAAAAAUUCAUUCAGAAAUGUAAACCAGAAUACAAAGUACCUGGACUUUACGUGAUUGACUCCAUCGUGCGACAGUCUCGACACCAGUUUGGUCAAGAAAAGGAUGUGUUUGCACCCAGAUUUAGUAAUAACAUCAUUAGCACUUUCCAGAAUUUAUACCGUUGUCCUGGAGAUGACAAGAGUAAAAUUGUGAGAGUAUUAAACUUGUGGCAGAAGAAUAACGUAUUUAAGAGUGAGAUCAUUCAGCCUCUUCUGGAUAUGGCCGCAGGGAUUCCUCCUCCAGUGGUCACCCCUGUUCUGGCCAGUACUACUGCUGCCAUGAGCAACACCCCAGGAACUCCAGUGACACCUGUGACUCCAGCCAAUGUGGUCCAAGGCUUACCUGACCCAUGGGUGUCGCAGAUAACAAACACGGAUACCCUGGCAGCUGUGGCUCAGAUCUUACAGAGUCCUCAAGGCCAGCAGCUGCAACAGCUGAUCCAAACUUUACAGAUCCAGCAGCAGAAGCCUCAGCCUUCCAUCCUGCAGGCCCUGGAUGCUGGGCUUGUGGUACAGUUGCAGGCGCUUACAGCACAGCUCACAGCCGCGGCUGCAGCCGCCAACACCCUGAACCCUCUAGAACAGGGAGUCUCCUUCAACAAGAAAUUGAUGGAUAGAUUUGAUUUUGGAGACGAUUCUGAGCACAGUGAAGAACCCAAAAAGGAUAUCCCAACUUCCCAACUUCCUCAUGUUUCCGAAUCCGUGAACAAUUCCAUUUUUCAUCAGAUAGCAGAGCAGCUACAGCAGCAGAAUCUGGAGCAGCUUAGACAGCAGCUCUUGGAGCAGCCGCCGCAGAAGGCAACCCCUCAAGAUAGUCAGGAGGGACCCUUUGGCUCAGAGCACUCAGCAUCCCCUUCCCAGGGGAGCAGUCAGCAGCAGUUUCUUGAACCAGAAGCAAAUUUGGAUGAUUCCAUAGAUAUUCAACAGCAGGAUAUGGAUAUAGAUGAAGGGCAAGAUGUAGUGGUGGAGGAGAUCUUUGAACAAGAAGCAAAAAAAGUGGCUGUUCGCUCAAGAUCAAGAACACGUUCACGAUCUCGUUCAAGAUCACCAAGAAAACGCAGGUCUAGGUCCCGGUCUGGUUCUCGAAAACGCAAACACAGAAAGCGCUCGCGCUCGCGCUCCCGAGAAAGGAAGAGGAAGUCAUCACGGUCCUACUCCAGUGAAAGGAGAGCGAGAGAAAGAGAGAAAGAGCGGCAGAAAAAGGGGCUGCCUCCGAUUAGAUCCAAAACUCUGAGUGUCUGUAGCACUACGCUGUGGGUUGGUCAGGUGGACAAGAAAGCGACACAGCAAGAUUUAACUAACUUGUUUGAAGAGUUUGGACAAAUUGAAUCCAUCAAUAUGAUUCCUCCCAGGGGCUGUGCUUAUGUCUGUAUGGUUCACCGACAAGAUGCGUUUCGGGCUCUUCAGAAACUCAGUUCUGGAUCAUAUAAAAUUGGGUCUAAAGUCAUCAAGAUUGCCUGGGCUUUAAACAAAGGAGUGAAAACAGAAUACAAACAAUUCUGGGAUGUGGACCUCGGUGUUACGUACAUACCCUGGGAAAAAGUUAAAGUGGAUGACUUGGAAGGGUUUGCAGAAGGAGGCAUGAUUGAUCAGGAAACUGUAAAUACUGAGUGGGAGACAGUGAAAACUGCAGAACCUGUAAAAGAACCGGUUCAGACGACUCCAAGUCCUCCACCUCCCGUUGAAAAGGAGACCGUGGUCACAACCCAGGCAGAGGUUUUCCCUCCCCCUGUUGCCAUGCUACAGAUUCCAGUCGCACCAGCUGUGCCCACGGUUAGUUUAGUCCCACCAGCGUUUCCUGUGUCAAUGCCGGUUCCGCCUCCUGGAUUCAGUCCACUGCCCCCACCGCCUUUUCUUCGUGCAAGUUUUAACCCUUCACAACCACCUCCUGGUUUCAUGCCACCCCCAGUUCCACCACCUGUUGUCCCACCGCCGACGAUUCCACCGGUAGUACCAACAUCUUUAGUGCAGCCGCCAUUGUCCAUGACGCCAGAAACUGUGAAAGAUGUUGCUUUUGGUAGCCUUGUUUUGCCAGGUGGUUCUGUUGCCAGCAGUCUUGCUCCUUCUACACUGCCAGCUGGGAAUGUUUUUAAUCCUCCAACUAAACCAGGCGAGCCAGAAGAAAAAGGACCUCAUCUUACAGACCACCAGAUUUCUUCUGGUGAAAACCCCAGAGCAGUGAUUCCAAAUGAUGUUUCAAGUAGCCCUGCGAUGUUAGGGGGACCGCCAUCAAACAUGACCAGCAACUCUGGAAUCUUGGGAGUCCAAAGACCAAAUGUCUCAAGUAAUUCUGAAAUUUUGGGAGUCCGUCCCUCUAAUGCCCCGAGCAUUAGUUCUGGGGUAAUUGGAGCCCAGCCACCAAAUAUGCUGAAUAACUCUGGAAUUUUGGGACUACAGCCACCAAGUGUAUCAAGUAGCUCUGGACUUUUGGGAGUGCUACCUCCACACAUGCCGAAUAAUUCUGGACUUGUAGGACUACAACCACCAAAUGUUCCAAAUGCACCUGGACUUUUGGCAACGCAGCCACCAGCUGGCCCUCAAAACUUACCCCCUCUAAGUAUGUCUCAAAGAAUGCCCGCAAUGCCAAUGCUAGACCUUCGUCCAGGACUGCUACCUCAGGCACCUGGACCAAGAUUCCCUUUAAUGCAGCCUGGAAUGCCACCCCACCGAGGACUCCCUCCCCCAUCAGUACUUGAAUCAGCUCUUCACCCACCACCCCGUGGACCUUUCCCUCCAGGAGAUCUUUUCAGUCAUCCCGAAAGACCUUUUCUAGCUCCUGGAAGGCCAGCUAUUGACAGUGUUCCUAAUCCAGAAAAGAGGUUGCCGCUCGGCAGUGAUAACAUUCAGCAAGAAGGUGACAGAGACUAUCGGUUUCCUCCGAUAGAGACCAGGGAAGGCCUGAGUAUACCUCCCCCCGUGGAUGUUAGGGAUGUGGUCGGGCGGCCUGUGGAUCCAAGAGAAGGUCCUGGAAGACCUCCGCUAGAUGGGAGGGAUCAUUUUGGAAGACCACCUGUAGAUAUGAGAGAGAACCUUGUGAGGCCAGGUAUAGAUCAUCUUGGUCGAAGAGACCAUUUUGGCUUUAAUCCAGAGAAGCCCUGGGGCCACAGAGGAGAUUUUGAUGAAAGGGAGCAUCGAGUUCUACCUGUCUAUGGUGGUCCAAAAGGCUUACAUGAAGAAAGAGGUAGAUUUCGGCCUGGAAACUAUAGAUUUGAUCCUAGAAGUGGUCCUUGGAACAGAGGAUUUGGACACGAAGUUCACAGAGAUUUUGAUGACCGCAGAAGACCCUGGGAGAGGCAGAGGGAUAGGGAUGACAGAGAUUUUGAUUUCUGUCGAGAGAUGAAUGGAAAUCGUCUUGGACGGGAUAGAAUUCCAAACACCUGGGUCCCGCCUCCCCAUGCUCGGGUUUUUGAUUAUUUUGAAGGGGCCACUUCUCAACGCAAAGGUGAUCAUGUGCCUCAGGUGAAUGGUGAAAACACAGAGAGACAUGCUCCUCCCCCGCCUCCACAAGUGCAGAAGGAUCCUGAGCUCUAUGAGAGACUGACCUCUCCAAGUGAGGUCAACAAGGAGAAGAGUGACACAGUUGCUGAUGUAGAAAGUGAACCAGUGGUAGAAAGCACAGAAACUGAGGGGACAUAAUCAUCACUCAGUAGGUAAAAGAUACCUUUUGUAAAGUUGUCAUCUCUCUGUAAUCGAUUAAUGGCUGACUGGACCAUAGUUGUUCACUUUUGUCUGCCAGAAUUAAGUUAAUCUGAUGUUCAUGUUCACCUUUCUCUUACAAUAAUUGUACAACUGACUUGUAUAGACAUUGUUCUUACUAUGAACAUGGUAGGUAAACAUUUUUUUAUUUUUCUGGUAAAUAUAAAUGUUGCCCCCAGAUUCUUUUAACUUCAAGGAAAUGAGUAACAGCUUGUCCGAGACUUCCUAUGGAAGAAAGAAUUUUUUUUAACUACUACCAUUAGGUUGGAUAUGGUAAUAGAUAUAUUUGAAAAUAGCAAGUGGUGGUAUAUCUGACCCAUAUCUUUAGGCUGCUGCAGAAUUUUAAGGUAAUAGACAAAGCUGUGAUCUUUUAUGCAAAGACUUAGGUAUUCGAGGAGCACAGUACAGAGAUUUCAAUCAGUGGUUUUGUAAAAUCUGCACUAUGGUCUCUGUCCCUCCAAAGUGAGUGUUUGUGAUAUGUUCCUCACGCUGCAGUGCGCAAAAAGAACAAAGAAAAAACAUCACCAUAAAUAUUAAAGUGCGUUUCAAUGUUGGGUGAGUUUUGUUUUUAGAUGCCAAUAAAACUUAUUUGUUUGAUAA
Messenger RNA from Chrysochloris asiatica (Cape golden mole), 4587 nucleotides. RefSeq names its product SR-related CTD-associated factor 8 (gene SCAF8). Gene Ontology annotation, cellular component: nucleus. The record is from RefSeq and is a predicted model, not a curated record. NCBI's taxonomy places the organism in Eukaryota, Metazoa, Chordata, Mammalia, Afrosoricida, Chrysochloridae. The transcript is spliced from 20 exons. Gene Ontology annotation, molecular function: RNA binding. Bases 1 to 3927 code for a protein of 1308 amino acids.